AUGUCGAACUUGGCAAAGCUCGAAUUUGUUGCACUUGACAUCUCCGGAAAGAACUACCUUUCAUGGAUCAAUGAUGCUGAGGUUCAUCUUGAGGCUAUGAACCUAGGGGAAACCAUUAAGGAAGGCAAUGAGGCAUCCUCUGUGGAUCGAGCGAAAGCCAUGAUUUUUCUCAGACGCCACAUACAUGAAGGCUUGAAGUGUGAAUACCUUAUUGUCAAGGAUCCGUUGGCCCUUUGGGGAAAUCUCAAGGAAAGAUAUGACCAUCAGAGGACAAUUAUUCUUCCUAAGGCUCGCCAUGAUUGGAUGCACUUGCGUCUACAAGAUUUCAAAUCAGUGGCUGACUAUAAUUCUGCUCUGUUCAGAAUUAGCUCUAAGUUACGACUUUGUGGAGAAAAUAUAACUGAUGCAGACCUAUUGGAGAAAACUUUCACCACAUUUCAUGCCUCCAAUGUGGUUUUGCAACAACAAUAUCGAGAACGAGGUUUCCAGAAGUAUUCAGACCUCAUAUCUUGUCUACUUCUAGCUGAACAGAAUAAUGAGCUUCUGAUGCAGAACCAUCAGUCCCGUCCAACUGGAUCUGCACCAUUCCAUGAAGUGAAUGCUGCCUUGGCACCAUCUCAUGAGGCAUAUGCUACCUCAUCACAUGGCGACCGUCGUCGAGGACGUGGUCGUGGUAGGGUUUAUGUGCCAAUUGCACCCCCACAACGCACUAAAAUGGGUCCUCAACGUCGAUUGGGAAUUUACAUUGGUUUUGAUUCACCAACUAUCAUUCGUUAUCUCGAACCUAUGACAGGAGAUACUUUUACAGCACGUUUUGCGGACUGUCACUAUGAUGAGACAUUCUUCCCGCCGUUAGGGAGAAAAUACCGUUCCUGA
This is a messenger RNA of Prunus avium (sweet cherry), 876 nucleotides long. NCBI's taxonomy places the organism in Eukaryota, Viridiplantae, Streptophyta, Magnoliopsida, Rosales, Rosaceae. The record is from RefSeq and is a predicted model, not a curated record.